UCCUACCGCAGGGCGGAAACAGUUAAAGUCCUGUGACAGCUGCAAUCAUCAAGGCGUGGCUUUCUUGUCUGACUUGGGCCGCACAAGAUCCUGGGACAAGGGGCAAGGGAAGGACGGCUCUGGCUCCAGAGUCUUCCAGAUGGCUGAGUUGGAUCUGAUGAACCCAGGGCCACUGCCUGGGAUCCCGGCUCACCCUCUGGCCACUGUCAGCCCAGACUCUGGGUCAGGCAGCCUGGCGGAAGAAGAGGACAUGGGAUCCCUGGAGAGCCCUCAGGCGGAGACGGAGGGACAGGGCAGCGGCUCCGCAGGGCAGGGGGAUCCUGACGGUGAGGGGGAGGCGGAGAUCCUAUGUGACUUCUGCCUCGGGACUGGCAGGGUGAAGGCGGUCAAGUCCUGCCUGACCUGCAUGGUGAAUUAUUGCGAGGAGCACCUGCGGCCUCACCAGGAGAACAGCAGACUGCACAGCCACCAGCUGACCGAGCCCGUGAAGGACCGGGACCUGCGCACCUGCCCAGCCCACCACAGCCCACUGGUCGCCUUCUGCCGCCCCGACGGGCAGUGCAUCUGCCAGGAGUGUGGCCAGGACGAGCACAAGGGCCAUUCCUCGGUUUCCUUGGAUGCUGCCCGGAGGGACAAGGAGGCUGAGCUUCGGGACACCCAGUUAGAGCUGGAACGGAAGCUGAAGUUGAAUGAAAACGCCAUUGCCAGGCUCCAAGCCAAUCACAAAUCCGUUUUGCUGUCGGUGUCAGAGGUGAAGGCGGUGGCUGAGGAGCAGUUUGGGGAGCUGCUUGCCGCCAUGAGGAAGGCCCAGGCCGACGUGAUGCUCUUCUUGGAGGAGAAGGAGCAAGCGGCUCUGAGCCAGGCCAACGGCAUCAAGACGCACCUGGAGCACCGGAGCGCACAGAUGGAGAAGAGCCGGCAGGAGCUGGAGAGGAUUGCCGCCAUCAGCAACACCGUCCUGUUCCUGGAGGAGUACUGCAAGUUUAAGAACACCGAGGACAGUGCCUUCCCUAGUGUUUACAUCGGACUCAAGGACAAGCUCUCGGGCAUCCGCCGGGUCAUCACAGACUCCACGGUGCACUUAGUUCAGUUGCUGCAAAACUACAAGGAGAAGCUCCAGGAUUUCUCCAAGGAAGAGGAGUAUGAUAUCAGCACUCAAGUGUCUGCUGUUGUCAAGCGCAAGUAUUGGACCUCAAAACCUGAGCCCAGCACCAGGCAGCAGUUCCUCCAAUAUGCAUGUGACAUCUCUUUUGACCCGGACACGGCGCACAGGUAUCUCCGGCUGCAGGAGGACAAUCGCAAGGUCACCAACACCACGCCCUGGGAGCAUCCCUACCCGGACCUCCCCAGCAGGUUCGUGCACUGGCGGCAGGUGCUGUCCACACAGAGCCUUUACCUGCACAGGUACUAUUUCGAGGUAGAGAUCUCGGGAGCGGGCACCUAUGUUGGCCUGACCUGCAAAGGCAUUGACCGGAAAGGGGAGGAGCGCAACAGUUGCAUUUCUGGAAACAACUUCUCCUGGAGCCUCCACUGGAACGGGAAGGAGUUCACAGCCUGGCACAGCGACACGGAAACCCCGCUCAAAGCCAGCCCUUUCCGGAGGCUGGGGAUCUAUGUGGACUUUCUGGGGGGGGUCCUCUCCUUCUAUGGGGUAGAGCCCGAUGCCAUGACUCUGAUUCACAAGUUUGAGUGUAAGUUUUCAGAGCCGGUCUACCCUGCCUUCUGGCUUUCCAAGAAGGAAAACACCAUCCGGAUCAUGGAUCUGGGGGUGGAGCCUGAGAAGCCCAUGCCACCAUCCGCCGAGUCUGGGUGGGCCGAGCAGCUGAGACCUCACUACCUCACCCUGCAGCUCAUAGGAUUUUUGGAUACUGGUCAUCUCAGAAUCAUGGAAAACCUGGACCCAAGGCUCGGGAAUGCCCCGUAUUUCCGUUGUGAGAAGGGAGACAGUUCUGUCCCCGUGUGUCAAAAGUGCGAAACAUGUGUCUUGGCUUGGAAUAUCUUCUCGACCAAACAGUGGUUCCGGAGGAUAGGAGAGGUGCCCCAGAGAAGGUUUCUGGUGAGCAUCCUGGAGCAGUUGGGUAGCCUCUACUUGCUGCACUAUUUUCAGAAUAUCCUUCAGACCACGCAGGGGAAGGAUUUCAUCUACAGCCGGUCCCGGAUCAACCUCAGCAGGAAGGAGGGGAAGAUCGUCAGGUCUUCCUUGAACCAGAUGUUGGAUAAAACUGUGGAGCAGAAGAUGCGGGAGAUCUUGUUCUGGUUUGCGAGAAGCACCCACUGGACCAAGGCAAAUUACACGCUCUUUCUCCUGCAGAUGUGCGACCCCAAGCUGCUGCUGACCGCUGCCAAUGUCAUCAGGGUCCUGUCUCUGAGACAGUGGAACAACGUCGCGGACUACAACCUGCCGUAUGAGACCUCAGAUGUUUUCUGGGCAGCCAGCACCAAGACUGCAUCCUUCCCUUUGUCCAGAGCUUCAGGAAAAGAAAAUUUGCUUGAAAACAGGAGGGGCGAAGCAUCUAAUACUGACGGACAAUGGAAGAGUUCCAUCCAGUGCAUUUUCGAGAUGAAUAGCCUGUUUUCCAGAAAAGCAGGCCUGUCGAAGGCCGAAUUCACGCCUUCCAAUCUGUUGGUUGACUUGGAUGUCGUCAAAGACCUGUCCUCUGGAGUCGGCAAAUACCGGGACUUCAUCCGUUCCCUGCCCGUUCACCUCUCCAAAUAUAUUCUAAGUAUGCUGGAUAAAAACAGCCUGAACAGAUGUGCCUCCGUGAGCCAGCACUGGGCCAUGCUGGUACAGCAGGUCAAGAUGGAUCUGUCAAUGCAUCCUUUCAUUCAGAGCCAUAUUACCUUCUUGCAGGGAUCCUACACAAAGGGAAUCGAUCCUAACUAUGCCAACAAGCUUUUUAUCCCAGUUCCUAAAAUAACCGAUAAUGGGAAGUGCAUACGUGUGAAAAAUCAGAAAUUGAAACUGAGAACAAAGAAUGACUACAACCUGUGGGCCGCAUACCAGAACCAGGAAACUCAGCAGGUCCAAAUGGAGGAGAGAAAUGUCUUCUGUGGGACUUACAAUAUCCGCAUCCUCUCAGACACGUGGGACCGAAACAGAGUCAUUCACUAUUCUGGGGGAGAUCUGGUCGCAGUGUCAUCCAACCGGAAGAUCCAGCUUCUAGAUGUCAUACAAGUAAAGGAAUUACCCACUGAGUUCCGAGGCCAUGCUGGGAGUGUCCGCACCCUCUUCUUGUGUGAGGAGGAGAACUUUCUACUGAGCGGGAGUUAUGACCUGAGUAUCAGAUCCUGGGAUCUGAAAAGUGGGGCUUGUAUACGAAUCUUCAAUGGCCACCAGGGGACAGUCACUUGCAUGGAUUUAUAUAAGAACAGGCUCGUAUCUGGAGCAAGAGAUUGCCAGGUGAAAGAGUGGGAUAUAGAGACAGGGAAGUGUCUGAAGACAUUUAAACACAAAGACCCCAUCUUGGCCACCAAGAUCAAUGACACCUACAUUGUGAGCAGUUGUGAGCGAGGGUUAGUCAAAGUGUGGCACGUUGUCUCCGCCCAGUUGGUAAAGACUCUCAGUGGCCACGAGGGAGCCGUGAAGUGUCUCUGCUGCGACCAGUGGCACCUCCUCUCGGGAAGUACUGAUGGCCUGGUCAUGGCCUGGAGCAUGGUGGGAAAGUACGAGCGGUGCCUCAUGGCCUACAAGCAUCCAAAGGAGGUGCUUCACGUGGCCCUUCUCUUCCUCCGGGUCAUCAGUGCCUGUGCCGAUGGCAAGAUCCGCAUUUACAGUUUCCUCAAUGGGAACUGUCUGAAGGUGAUGAAAGUCAAUGGCAGAGGUGAUCCUGUGCUGUCCUUCUUUAUUCAGGGCAACAGGAUGGUGAUCAACACUGAGAGCAAUAUUCUCAUGUUCCAGUUUGAGAAUAUAAAGUGGCAGUACUCCAUGGACCAGGCCAAACAAAAGAAGAAAGAUAAAGAUGAGGACAGGGAAGAAAAUGACCUCACCGAAGUCGCCUCCAGGUCUAGCACUCAGGUUUUCAGCCUGAGGGACUCGAUGUCCAGUAAACAAACUGUGGGUCAGGAGUCCCUGUUAAGUAAACCAUACAGGUCCCGAGUUUUCCUGAAGGACACCAGGGUACCUACAGAAGUCUUAUCAGAGGGACCUAAAAGUCAAAGAAAGUCAAAAUCACCCCAGAGAGAUGGCAAGAAGAGAGUGAGUGCUCUUUCUAAGGAAGCACGCGGCAUUGAUGGUGGGCAAGAGAGUUUGGAAGCAAAAUCCCUCACAGGAGAUACAACGAACGAGGACAAGGAGAAAGUUCCACCUGGAGACUUGAUCAGGAACUCAAAGAAAAAGCGCUGGCAAAUCCCCAUGUCACCGGACCAGUUCCUUCUCACGGUGAAUGCCCUGCAGCAGGCCCAUAAGUCAGGGGAGUUCGCCUAUCCCCGGAGGCCCCAAACCCAAGUCAUUGAUGCCUGGGGACCUUCAAUUUCACACCCAAGGAAGGUUCUGAAUUUCAAAGGAAUAUCGGUCCAACAGGCAGUUAACAGGUUGCGACAUAGCAACCCACCCAUCGACGUGAAGCAAACCAAUAUUCCCCUGGAGAUCCAGAAACUGCAGCCCAACCUGAAGAACUCUUUGCACAGUCCCCGAGUCCAGUCCACCAUACCCCAGCCUGUGAUCGUCUACCCCAGAUUUGCUGGUGGCCUUAAGGGAGAAGACCAAGCGACUGGCCCCAUCGGCGGGACAGCGCGUAGCUGUAGCCCUUUAACCAGCCUGCAGGUCAUUAAACCGAACCGCAUGCUGGCUCCCUCCGUGGGCAUGAGAACCAAGUCCAUCAAGAAAGAUCGACCUCGUUUCUACACGACCCUUGAUCCCUUUAGAAUGAACACCGAGUUCAUGUUGUUGACCGUAAAGGAGGAGAAGGAGUAUAGGGAGGCCAAAAUGAAGGAGUUCCAGGCCAGAAAGCCCAGAGACGUGGUCAGUCCAGAAAAAGCUAGCAGAGCUGCCUGGAUCAGGAAGAUCAAAGGCCUGCCGAUCGAUCAUUUCAUGAGGCAAGGGAAGACAGCAGCCCCUGAACUUGGACAAAACGUAUUUAUCUGAACCAGCCUUGGGAAAUGAACAUCUUACAAUAAACAGAGAACCCAAGUGGA
Messenger RNA from Lontra canadensis (Northern American river otter), 5133 nucleotides. RefSeq names its product F-box/WD repeat-containing protein 10-like. The transcript has 21 exons. The coding region runs from base 140 to 5083 and encodes 1647 amino acids. The record is from RefSeq and is a predicted model, not a curated record. Lineage: Eukaryota; Metazoa; Chordata; Mammalia; Carnivora; Mustelidae. Gene Ontology annotation, molecular function: zinc ion binding; protein binding.